AUGUCAGGAAGGAGCAAUGGAAGCUCCAAUGAGUCCUACACCAGCUUCCUUCUGGUGGGCUUCCCGGGGCUGCAGGAGGCCCGUGCACUUCUGGUGCUGCCCUUCCUCACCCUCUACCUGGUGAUCCUCUCUGCCAAUGCCCUGGUCAUCCACACAGUGGUGGCCCAGAGAAGCCUUCACCAGCCCAUGUACCUGCUCAUCGCCCUGCUCCUGACUGUCAACAUCUGUGUCGCCACCACAGUGCUGCCCGCCAUGUUCUUCAGCUUCUCCACACACUUCAACCGCAUCUCCCUGGCUCGCUGCCUGGUCCAGAUGUUCUGCAUCUACUUCCUCAUUGUCUUUGACUGUAACAUCAUUCUAGUCAUGGCUCUGGACCGCUAUGUCGCCAUCUGCUACCCACUGCGCUACUCAGAGAUAGUGACAGGCCAGCUGCUGGCUGGCCUGGUGGUGGUGGCAGCUGCCAGGAGCAUUUGCAUUGUUGCCCCAGUGGUAUUUCUGGCCUCCCGGGUUCGCUUUUGCCGCUCAGAUGUCAUCCAUCACUUUGCCUGUGAACACAUGGCCCUGAUGAAACUCUCCUGUGGGGACAUUUCCCUGAACAAGACUGUGGGACUCACCGUGCGUAUCUUCAACAGAGUCCUGGACAUGCUCCUGCUAGCAGCCUCCUAUUCCCGCAUCAUCCAUGCUGCCUUCAGGAUCUCAUCAGGAGGGGCUCGGUCUAAGGCCCUGAAUACGUGCGGCUCCCACCUGCUGGUCAUCUUCACCGUGUACUCCUCCACCAUGUCCUCAUCCAUCGUCUACCGAGUGGCCCGCACUGCCUCCCAGGACGUGCACAACCUGCUCAGUGCCUUCUACCUGCUGCUCCCAUGUCUGGUCAACCCCAUCAUCUAUGGGGCCAGAACCAAGGAAAUUAGGCAGCACCUGGCCAUUCUGUUCGUAAGGACCCAGCUGCAGGUCCCCACUGAAAAGGCCCAGGCUCUGCCCUCACAGAGGGAGCUUCCUGGCUGA
Messenger RNA from Tupaia belangeri chinensis (Chinese tree shrew), 1005 nucleotides. Its product is annotated as olfactory receptor 52K1. The coding region runs from base 1 to 1005 and encodes 334 amino acids. Gene Ontology annotation, cellular component: plasma membrane. The transcript has a single exon. Lineage: Eukaryota; Metazoa; Chordata; Mammalia; Scandentia; Tupaiidae. The record is from RefSeq and is a predicted model, not a curated record. Gene Ontology annotation, biological process: G protein-coupled receptor signaling pathway. Gene Ontology annotation, molecular function: olfactory receptor activity; G protein-coupled receptor activity.